Molecule: messenger RNA, 1803 nt
Organism: Cryptomeria japonica (Japanese cedar)
Lineage: Eukaryota; Viridiplantae; Streptophyta; Pinopsida; Cupressales; Cupressaceae
Product: replication protein A 70 kDa DNA-binding subunit A-like
Exons: 3
Coding region: 1-1803 (600 amino acids)
Biological process (GO): DNA repair; DNA replication; DNA recombination
Cellular component (GO): nucleus
Molecular function (GO): DNA binding
Source: RefSeq, a predicted model, not a curated record
AUGUCAUCCGCGACAGCCUCUCCUGAUGCCUCAGAACAGCCUUCUGCAGAAACUUUGAUGAGCUUAUUCGAAGUGCAACCACAACUACAAUUGACCCUGCAUGCAAUCUUGUGCAUCAACGCUGGGGAUGAUGUCCCCUCUCCAGUGCUUCAGCUUUUGUCUUUUGAAAAAUUAACAGCCGAAGAAGAUGACAGUGCUCGAUAUAGGGUUGUUUUGUCUGAUGCCACGCACAUGCAAUUGGCGAUCCUCCCGCCUAAGUACAGUGAUUUGCUGCUUUCAGAGACAUUAAAGAUAGGCUCUAUCCUAUCACUGACAGCUUAUGCUUGUAGAAAUAUUUGGAACUCAAGGACUAUACUAAUAUUCAGCCUUGCUGUCAAAUUUACAAAUUCUCCAUUGCUUGGAAAACCUAGAUAUAUGUUUAAAGAGCAAGAACAACAAAUGUUGGGUCGGGACACACUUGCCACAACCAAACGUUCCCUUAAAUUUGGAAUAUACCUCCCACCUGUGCAGUGCGAAUCUUCUGUUAAUAUUAGCCCGAUUAAAGCCUUGAACCCCUAUCAAAAUAAUUGGAUGAUUAAGGGGCGUGUGACAAACAAGAGGAAGAUGCAUCAAUAUAGUACACCAAAGUCCAUUGGACAAGUGUUUAAUUUUGACAUGAUAGAUGAUGAAGGCAUUGAAAUUAGAAUAACUUGCUUUGGUGAUGUAGCAGAAAUGCAUUAUCAUAGGGUUGAAGCAGGAACAUAUUAUACUGUAUCAAAAGGUUGCAUUAAAGAAGCUAACACAAAAUGGAACAAGCUUAACAAUCAUCUUGAGAUAACUUUGGACAACAAUUCGGUAUUGAAGCGUUGUGAUGCUGUUGUUGAUAACCAAGGAAAUAAUUCGCAUUUCACACCGAUUAAUGAAAUUACAUACUGCACCAACAACAUUUUAGUUGAUGUUAUUGGUAUUGUAGUUGCUGUUGGGGAACCCUCAUUGAUUCGCAGAAAAGAUGGCAGCGAAGUAACAAAGAGAAUUGUCAAAAUAAAUGAUAUCUCAACUUUUACUAUCGAUGUUAACUUAUGGGGAGCAACAUGGCAAGGGGUGGGUGAAGAUUUGAAGAACAUGCAUGCAACCCAAACAGUUGUUGUCCUUGCAGUCAGAAAUGCCCGGGUUGGUUGUUUCAAUGGAAAGGUUAUUAACACAACCACUGCAACAACUCUAGCUAUAAACCCUUCUAUCCCUGAAACAGAGACACUUAUAUCAAGAGGAAAGAUUCCAGAUGACCUUUUAACACUGUCUUGUGUUGUUGGACAACUUAACUCACAAUACAGCAGGAUGACAAUCACAGCUGUUUUAGAACGUACAAGUGUUCUCUCUGAAACAGUUGAAACUACUAUCAGGGCUACUGUGAAAAUCAUUAAAACUGAUUCUUUUUGCUAUCCAGCCUGCCCUUUGAAAAUUAAUGGCAAAGAGUGUAAAAAGAAAUGUGUCCAGCAAAAUGAUAAUGUAUGGUUUUGUUCAAGAUGCCAAACUCAUGUGCCAGAAUGCAAUUACAAAUACUUAUUGCAGAUGAAGCUCCAAGAUCAUACAGGCACUCUUUGGGCUACUGCCUUUGAUGAGGUUGGCACAAAUUUGCUGCAAAUAUCUGCCAAGGACCUUUACAUGCUGCAGUACGAUUUAACUACAAAGAGAACACCUCAAACUAUUAUCAAGGGUGUCCUUUUAUCUAGAUUUGUUUUCACACUUUCUAUUACAACAGGCAUGUACAAUUCAGAGCCCAGGCUCAAAGAAACAAUUACCAAAGUCACGAAUAUCAAUUUCUAG